CGCCUUUUUGGGGGGAAUGGGGUUGCAGUUUUGAGUUUGUUGUCAUUCUGUUCUGCGGAAUCGUCGGAGAGCGCAUGUGACCAUCCACGGAUGGUACAAAUACUUGGACAGCCUGAUAUCGCAUGUUUGAGAAGAGAAUUCACAGAGGGUGUUGCUGGAGAUCGGCUAUUGCCACUAAUGCUUCUCGGCUAGGAAUGCGUUUUUGCACCCACGAAUGCUCUAUUUCUCACGCCGCAAGAAUCAAGCUUCGAUCAUUAGUGGAAAAAUACCGGCGUGAAGCACACCACUCUAAAAUUCUUUGGUCAACUAUUUUGUAAAGGAAAAAACUUGCUAAUGACUUUCUAAUUGACGAUGGCGAAAAUCAACAUCGAUUUGGGCAUAAUCGGCAAAGCCAUCGUUCCACGCAGAAAGAUGAACGAUCUGGUGAGAUUCGAAUCCUUUAUCCGGGUACCGGAGAUUUUUUUCGAUAUGAUUGGAAUCGCGCGCUACGGCGAACCCCGCAAUACGUUGAAGGCUCGCCUAAAGCAGAUCUUUUUUUGGUGUUCCUACGCGAACACAGUCUUCUGUCUGUGCAUCGAGCAUGUGUAUUUCUUCAAAGCGGCUGGGAGUUCAUCUAACUUUCUGGAACUAACAGCUCUGGCACCGUGUAUCGGGUUCACCGCGUUGUCAAUCGUAAAAAUCAUGACCAUCAAACUGAACGAAGCAAAACUCAACCGUAUAUUGGAUCGCUUGAAUGAGCUUUUUCCCAGAAAUCAUCGAGAACAGGAAAUAUAUCGGACAUAUCAGUACAACCUCGAAUCGCAGGUGGUGAUGAAAUCAUUUUCGGUACUGUACAUGAUCUUGAUUUGGAUCUUCAACCUUCUUCCGUUGGUGUCGAUGUUAGUCAAUUACCUAUCGAAAGGAGUGCUGCAGAAAGAGCUGCCUUAUUUCAUGUGGUACUGGUACAACUGGAACAGCGAAGGCCUAUACGAGCUUACGCUCUUUCAUCAAACCUGGGGAGCGUUUGAUUCUGCGGUUUUUAACCUCUGCACGGACCUGAUGUUUUGUGCGAUCAUUCUGCUGAUCUGCUUGCAAUUCGACAUUCUUGCGUAUCGAUUGAAACAUUCUAACAACGAAUACAGUGAGCUGGUGAGCUGCGUGAAACUGCAGCAAACGGUGGUGGACGUGAGCAAUCAGUUGGAAAGCAUUUUUUCACCCUCAAUUCUGGUGAAUUUCGUUGGCAGCUCGGUGAUCAUAUGCUUAGUGGGAUUUCAGGCAACCUCGGAAAUCAGUGCGUUCGAUUUGUUUAAAUUUGUACUGUUCUUAAUCUCGUCGCUGGUACAGGUGUUUUUGCUUUGCUACUAUGGGAACAAACUGAUCGAUGCGAGCUCACAGAUCGCUUACAGCGCGUUCGAAGCCAAAUGGUAUAUGGCUGAUACCCGCUACCAGAAGUCACUGCUCUUCGUUAUGACCCGUGCCUGUAAGUGGCAAAAAUUAACAGCUAUGAAGUUUUCGGUUGUCUCACUGGCAAGCUAUUCUACGAUUCUCAGUACCUCGUUUUCAUAUUUCACAUUGUUGAAAACAAUUUAUGGACCGAAGUAGAACUCUAGAGAAAAGUAUUCACCGAUGGGAGAAUAAUCUGGCCCAUCUCACCUAUCAAGCAAGAAUGCUCUGGAGUCCAAAUCAAUCGUUAAGUAAGUAUGACAGGCCGAAUAGCAUGAUCGGGUCUCGUGUGUGUUAUAUAUAAUUCUUUGCAGAUAUUUAACACUAUCACAUAUUAGGGUGCAAUUAUAAAUAAAGCUAAUUUUCAUGCAUAAACACACUCCAUUUCUCGGAGAGACCAAUGGGUAACCAUGUUUUAAUCUCGUCGUAUCGAAAUCAAAUAACCGAUACAUCUUAGUUGCAAAAUAAUGUUGUCAAAAGAGUUAUAAGUAAAUAUGUUUUUUUUUCAGGAUUAUAAAAAUCACUUCUCAAUCCUAAUAUCAAAGAUCACUGUGCUCAAUGAAAGAAACUAAAGAAGAAACUUUGAAACUUCUCA
Molecule: messenger RNA, 2017 nt
Organism: Toxorhynchites rutilus septentrionalis
Lineage: Eukaryota; Metazoa; Arthropoda; Insecta; Diptera; Culicidae
Product: odorant receptor 85c-like
Exons: 5
Coding region: 352-1581 (409 amino acids)
Biological process (GO): sensory perception of smell; detection of chemical stimulus involved in sensory perception of smell
Cellular component (GO): plasma membrane
Molecular function (GO): olfactory receptor activity; odorant binding
Source: RefSeq, a predicted model, not a curated record